CAAAUCUACGUCUUUGUUUCUCAGCGGUCAUUUUCUUGUAUUAAAAGCACAACUGCAAUGGCGCCAGUCGAUCGCCGCGAGCAUCGACAGCAACGCAUACGCGGUGCAGGCGCCACCGCUGUGCAAACGAACUUUGGAUUCAGUUUCGGGGCGCUCGCAGCCCCUGCCAAACAAACUUCCCUCCCGCCUCAGCCCUCACCUCGUCGAACACCCAUUCGAAAUACUCCGCGAAAUGCAAAUGGUUCCGCUCAACGGCACAGGAGUGCAUCGUUGCUGGGUAGCAGUGCGAAGAAGCAACAGACUCCCUCAAUACCACCGAAUGUGACACCGCAAUUGGGAAAGCGGAAGCGAGGAUCAAGAGAUGCAGUUGAUAUCACACGAACAGAGGCGGAUAUAGAUGAGUUAAGCCCAGCUCGCGUUGAAAACGUGCACUCAAGCGAAAAGAGCAGGAGAGUUGUGAGGAGUGUAUCAGUGAUCCGGGAAGACGACGCCGAAGCAGAUGAACUAUCAUACAUCGAAAACGUUGAACCAGCUAUCGUACCGCCUGGAGUCAAUGAAGUAAACAAAACCCCAACGGCACUGCUUCCAUCGAUCACACAAACACCCAGCCUUUCGGCGAGAAAUCGACCGGUCGAUUCUGUUCGUGUCGCGAGUCUAUCAAGUAAAGCGGCUUCUACGCGCAAGGAGCCUCCAGAAUCGAUCACUAGCACCCGGAGGAAAAACACGCCGAGCGAGCCGCCACCUGCGACGCCCGCAGGAGCAACAGACAGGAACGUGGCGGAGAAUUCAGCGCUUGCUACACCAAUUGUUGUACCCAGCGUAGAUGAAAGUGAGGACGAGCUGACGCCCGUGCAAUUGAAACCCGUGUCUAUUCAGCGCCUAGUAGGAGAUUCUCCGCAGACACCGGCGGGUGGUGUCGCUAGCUCCUCUCCUGUGCCAGCAAGAACCCAGACACAAAGGAGGUCGCGAUUAUCUCAAACCGUUUCAAUUACACCUCAGCGGUCUAACCAGACCAUUGAAAGAGAUCCAAUUCUGGAGCCAACUAAUAAUUCAGCAUCUCGUCUCCCAUUGACCGAAGAGGAAGGGGACGACAGUGAUGUUGUUCAGUCUACGCCUGCGACAAACAAUCGUCGGCGCAUUGGGAUUCCAAGUCCGGGACAGGAACAGACGACCGGAGUGGACCUCGCUGACGAACUCUCGCCGGACAAGACUCAUCCCUCUCGAACUUCCAGAACGCCUACAGAACUAUCGUUUGCAGGUUCAAGCGCUGGUUCUGAUGACGAGCCCGUUGAUGUGCCACCGGUGACUCGACCGCAAAACAAGUCUCGCCAGCCUAAGCCUGUUGAACAAGGCAAACGCUCUGCGGACAGUGAACCACCAAAGAAGCGACAGAAGUCUGGGCCAACGCAAAAAAUUACUGUCAUGCGAUUGAAAGGCUUUGGUGUGAAGGGUCUCACUGUGGUUGAUACCACCAGAACAGUUGUCGAAGACUUGAUCAAUAGCCGCGUUGCGAAAAUUUCCAGCAAGAUCGAGCGCAUCAAAGACGCAGCAAGACAGAAGGAAGUAAGAAGUCAACGCAACCAUGUUCUUGCUUUUAGGGAGAAACUCGAUGACUACUUUCUCGAUCUUCAGGACGCAAACAACUCUGCCAUCCACAAUGCAAACAAACUGAAAGGUUUCAGGCGAGACAAGAAGCAAUUGCAAAGCGAAUUCAUGUCGAUACAGAAGGAGAGGAGUCAGUUAGCCCUCAAAAGCGACGACAUCACCGCGGAAUUUCAACUUGAGAAGAUGGAAUUCGAUAAUCGCACUGAUCUUAGCUCAUGGAUGUACGAUAUUCAAGCUGCAGUUCAAAGCGGGAAAGACAGGGCGCGAGAUCAAGGGAGAGAAGGGGACGGCCCUGAAAUCCCAUUGAAAAUGCUACUGGAAACAGUGGCUCAUGAUGUGGGUUCAGGCAGCGGGUUGCUGUCUUCUAUACAAAAUUUCAAUGGAGUUCUGGAACGGUCUGCAGGAUAUUUGGAAAGUCGAGCAUGAUACCCCGGCACAUGAUAACGCCGUUUGUUUUAUAUUAUUUAGUCAUUAGUUCUAGUGGCAAUAGGGUUCCUACAGAGG
Molecule: messenger RNA, 2109 nt
Organism: Aaosphaeria arxii CBS 175.79
Lineage: Eukaryota; Fungi; Ascomycota; Dothideomycetes; Pleosporales
Exons: 3
Coding region: 58-2031 (657 amino acids)
Source: RefSeq, a predicted model, not a curated record